Haliaeetus leucocephalus (bald eagle) is the source of this 786-nucleotide messenger RNA. RefSeq names its product GTPase IMAP family member 1-like. Gene Ontology annotation, molecular function: GTP binding. The record is from RefSeq and is a predicted model, not a curated record. Lineage: Eukaryota; Metazoa; Chordata; Aves; Accipitriformes; Accipitridae.
AUGAGGCUCCUCCUGGUUGGGAAGAGUGGGGCAGGGAAAAGUGCCACCAGCAACACCCUCCUCGGAGAAUGCCUGUUCAAGUUUGCGACCGAGCUGGUGAUAGUUAGCUGUGUGCAAGCACAAGGGUGCUGCGAUGGUGAGGACAUCACGGUCACUGACACAGCUGAUAUUUUUGAUCCAAAGGCUGCCAUCUGUGAGGUGUACAAAGAAAUUACUCAUUGCAUCAGGCUGUCCUCCCCAGGCCCCCAUGUGCUGCUGCUGGGAACCAAUCUGGGCCAAUCCAUCAAGGAGGACAAGGAGGCUGUACAGAGACUGCAGGACAUUUUUGGAGUUGAUGUUUUGAAGUACAUGAUCAUUACUCAUGCAGAAGACCUGGCAGGGAGGUCGCUGCACAAUUACCUGCAGUAUUGCAGCAACGGAGCGCUCCAGGACCUGAUCCUGCGCUGUGGGAGCAGGUACUGCGGCUUCAACAACAGAGCAGUUGGUGCUGAACAGGACCAGCAGGUCACCAAGCUGAUGGGGAUGGUCUGCCACGUGGUGCAGGAGAAUGGGGGUGAGUGGUAGAGCAACAACGUGUACCUGGAGGCCAGUUUAAUGGAAGAGAAAGUGGAGUAUCACAUGGGGAGACCAAAGCGGUGCCUGCCCCAGGGCACGGUGUUGGGACCUGUCACCCUCCUCCUGCCACUGGUGUCCAUCAGGGAGCUGCAGCUGGAGUCAGCCAGGCAGGGGACAUUUUGUUUUCCUCCCCAGAGGCGUGGCUCCGGCCGGAAGCGCGUGGGGGAGUGA